AUGGACGUGGAGAUGGGUAGUCGUCGGUCCAAGGGUCUGAGUACCUUGGAAAAAUGUCUGAUAUGUCUCUUCGUAGCGAUGACCGGCACCUGCAUCGGCCUUGUGGUCGUCUACUUCGUUGAGAAGAAUGACUCUUCCACUCAUGCAGAAGGGCUGGACUCCGGGUGUGGGAGUCCUCAGGAGCUGUCUGGAGAGUCGGGCACCUUCACCAGCUUUAACUACCCCAGCAGCUACGACAAUGGAAAGAGCUGCACCUGGCAAAUAACUGUGGACCCUGACAAGGUGAUCCAACUGUGGUUUGAGGAAUUUUCUUUGGAGGAGACGCAGCUCUGCACAUCGGACUUCAUCACACUGCGAGACUCUCUAGGAAUCAUUGGUAAAUACUGUGGCUACACCAAACCGAAGCCGCUGGUGUCGCUUACAAACUACCUGACGGUGUACUUUGACACCAAUGACAGAAAAACAGACCAAGGAUUCAAGGCUCAUUACAAAGCUUUGGCUCCAGAGCUCGCACCAGAAAUAGCCGGAGCUGGUGGCUUUCUCCAAGGUGACCAGGGGGAUCUGAUGACCCCCGGCUUCCCAGAGCAGAACUACCAGAAUGGAGCACUUUACCAGUGGAGAAUCACGGUACCUGAAGGCGAGAGGGUUCGACUGACAUUCACUUCCUUUGACUUGGUCCCUGAGAUCUGUGGAGACUUUGUUCAUGUCUACGACGGCCACAUGGCCGGCUCUUCCUUAAUCAGUAAAUGCUGUGGGGGGACGAUGCCAAAGCCAAUGGAGUCCAGUGGGAACACAAUGGUGGUCCGCUUCAAAACGGACAACAGUAUGACUUCUAAAGGAUUCACAGCGACUUACACCAAGUCCAGCCUUCCACCUGUCGUUACUCCCACCCCCCCGUCCUCCACACCCAGACCCACACACACCUCACAAACUCCUCCACACACCUCACAAACUCCUCCACCUUCCACAACCUCUGGAGGUGAUGGUCCAGUGAUCCUUAAGGGGCGUAAGGGAGUGAUCCAUUCCUUGGGUUUCCCAAAUCCAUACCCUGCUCAUCUAAAGAGCUCCUGGAAGAUUUCUGUGCCCAAAGGAUUCCUGGUUAAACUGCAGAUCACUGACAUGGCCAUCACAGGAGAGAUUGGACAAUGCAAGGAGGACAAACUGGUCAUCUCAGAUAAAUACAGCACAUUAGGCACACACUGUGGCUACCUCCUCCCCCCCGUGGUGGUCAGUGCCACUGACACGAUAUCUGUCAUCUUCCAGUCUGACGGUCGCCUCACAGAUCGAGGAUUCUCUGCCAGGUGGGAAGCUGUGUAUCCUGAGGAUAUUGCAGAAAUCCAGGGUUGUGGCAUUUAUUCCAAAGAGCAAACGGGAGUCAUUAAGUCCCAGAACUGGCCUAUGAACUACAAAGCUAACACCGAGUGCAUGUGGAACAUCGCUUUGCCUUUGUGGAAGAAAAUCACACUUACGUUCACUCACUUUGACCUAGAAGCCAAAGAUUUCCUAUCAUCCAAAUGCUUUGAUAACAUAAUGGUGUACGACAUCAAUAGUGUGACUAAUGCGCUGAUACAAACGCACGGUCCAUUUUGUGGGACUAAGCUGCCUCCUACUAUCCAGACAAAAGGCAGCAGGCUGGUGAUUCGUUUCCAUGCAGACUUGUUUACUGAGUCCAAAGGCUUCCGGGCCUACUGGUCAACAAACUCCAGUUUGCCUGCUCCCACUGAGCCACCAGUACAGCCCAACCCCUGGGACAGCAUCCCCAUAGGUGGAGUAUCUAUUUGA
This is a messenger RNA of Cottoperca gobio, 1782 nucleotides long. RefSeq names its product tolloid-like protein 2. The record is from RefSeq and is a predicted model, not a curated record. Bases 1 to 1782 code for a protein of 593 amino acids. Lineage: Eukaryota; Metazoa; Chordata; Actinopteri; Perciformes; Bovichtidae. The transcript has 11 exons.